Messenger RNA from Seminavis robusta, 5445 nucleotides. Lineage: Eukaryota; Bacillariophyta; Bacillariophyceae; Naviculales; Naviculaceae. The record is from the annotation of a GenBank genome assembly.
UGGUGGGGGCAGGCUUUAAUAAUAAUAUUUUUAAUAAAAAAGAAGAAGCCCAAUGAAUUCAGGAUCAAUGACCGCUUGGUGACCUUGUAUGGUACCGUACCUGGUAGUUUACGGCUUCGCUUUUGCGCGUCGGUGUCGAAGAGAACCAGAACAGGCAGCAGACCAAAAAGACUGUCCACAAUCCAAAAGGCAAUUACUCCGGAGUAUUGUGUUAUUGUAACCAAGAUGAGUCUGUUAUUAUCGUCGUUAGAGCACUACGAUGCCCUCCUGCACAGUAGCAACAGCAACAGUUCCAGCACUAGUAGAAAGAAUCUUCAAGUCACCUCGGACGACGACGGUGACGAAAUUGCGAUUUGCAACUUGGCCGCACUCAUUCCGUUUAGUCUUCCGCCGCAACCCAAUGGACACGUCCAUUACUUGACGGAUCUGUUUGGAUUGGUGGCCCCGCAAUUGGCAUUGGCCGUCCAGCAUUUGAAUACGGGAGAUGGCAGUAUCGUACGCGAUUUACAAGGGUUGAAUGAUCGGUGCAACAUUCGCUUCACGUUGGAAUUCCUCGACACGGGGCUCGUCGAAAAUGUGGCGGUGGAUUCCGUGCUGCGUGUCACAGAUCGAGCGUUUCCUCCCGUCUGUGCCUUUCAAGGCGCCAGUCGAUCGUCCGUGAGUAUGUAUACAGCCGCCAUUACGGGUCUGCGAGGCUAUCCCCAAAUCAGUGCCGCGUCCACAUCGCCACUCCUCAGUAGCAAUGCCGAUGCCCCACAACUGUUUCCGCUCUUUGGAAGAACCAUUCCGUCGGACGAUGCCAUUGCUGUGCCGAUCAUGGAACACUUUCAAUCCGUACUGAACAUUCAACAUUUGGCCGUUCUUUACGUCAAUGAUGCCUAUGGAACCGCCUUUGCACGAGGACUCCAUGAAGCAGCUGCUCCUGGAAUCAGUAUCAAGAGCGUGGAAAUUGCUCCUGGUUCCGUACAAGCCAAUGUGGAACGGGCUGUCCGAGAAUUGAAACAAACGCAGUAUCAGUACAUUUUUGCCAUUCUCAACCAACACCAUUUGUUUUAUGAUAUCCUGUUGCAAGCGUUCGAGGAAGGCAUUGCUGGGACGGGUCGUCACACGUGGUUCUUUUCCGAUGCUUCCUUGGGCGCCAUUCUCGCGGCGACACCCCCGAUCGAUUCCCCAUUGCAGUUGGCACUCCAAGGCGCCGGUGUCAUUACGGCAUCGGCCGGAGUGCCGCAACAACACAACCAACAAACGCCCUUGAAAUCGUACAUUGACAAUCUCAACGAAUUCCUCAACAGCCCGGACGAUUUGGACUAUCUCGUUCGCAAAUCACCCCAUCCCGACGCUUUUGCUACCACCAACAUGACACUGAAAGAAUUUGAUAUUCAAGAUCCAUUUACUCCGUUCAUUUACGAUUCCAUGAUUGCCUUGGGAUUGGGUGCCUGCAAUGCAAGAGCAUCCGACAACAAUGACGACUACUUUGACGGACACGAUCAUUUCCAUGCCAUUACCCGCACCACCUUUGUGGGAACGUCGGGGCCCGUCAUUUUUGAUCCGGAAACGGGAUCUCGAGAACCCUCUUCGGCCUACUGCGGAUUGCAUCAAAUUGUCGCCAACAGCAGCGAUAUUGCAAACAGUGGUAAUACAACCUUUCGCGUCACCAUGGCGAGUCUGUACGAUCAUGGGAUUUGGAAACAACUCGACGAUGCUUCCCCCUUUGUCUAUGCCGAUGGAUCCACCGUGCCUCCCAGUGACUUGCCACACAUUCAAGUCAAUCCCAAUUAUUUGGGCACCGGGUGGCGCGUGGCGGGAUAUGUCUUGUGUGGCAUGGGCAUGGCAUUGGCACUGGGAUUGGCGCUCUGGACACGAGCGCAAUCCGAAAAUCGUGUCAUUCGGGCAUCGCAACCCUUCUUUUUGACCAUUAUUUGUUUGGGUGUGGCCACCUUUUUUGCCUCCAUUAUUCCGUUGGGUGUCGACGAACAGAUUGCGACAGAGACGGGAUGUACGGUGGCUUGCAAUGCCGUCAUUUGGCUCCUUUCGAUUGGAUUUUGUGUCACCUUUUCGGCCAUGUUUACCAAAACCCAACGAGUCAACAAGAUCUUUCAGAAUCCACGCUUUACCCGCAUCAAAGUGACACCGUUAGACGUCGUCAAGCCCAUGAUGGUAUGUUUGGGAGCCAACUUUGUACUGCUCGCCCUCAUGGCGGCCCUUCGACCCGUCGCGUGGACGGUGGAGACACUGGCACAAGACGAUUUUGGUCGCGACACGGAAACACGGGGAUUUUGCGACUGGUCCCAUUCCAUUCCAUUUCUAGUACCGUUGGCAUUGAUCAAUCUGGGUUGUCUGUUCUAUGCCAUGGUACAGGCAUAUGAGGCACGAGGGAUCAGUAUUGAGUUUGCCGAAAGCGAAUGGAUCUUUCGAUGCAUGUUGGUCAUUGCCUUGGCCGGAUUCUUGAGCUUUCCGGUACUGGUACUCAUUCACGAAAACAACAAUGCAUUCUAUUUCUUCUUUUCGGCAACCAUUUGGAUUACAGGAAGCCUCGUCUUGCUGCUCAUGUUUGUUCCAAAGAUUCUGUUCCUUCGACAGAAAGAAUCACAACCAAGCAUGAAAAUGUCCAUUAUGCGUGGAUCCAACAGCAACAGUGCCCGAUCGUCCCUCUUUCACGAUCCUUCAACAUUGAACUUUUCGUCCUCGGAAGAUGGGCUGCUCGUUCUGAGCCACCCAAAGACGGAAGCCGAGUUGAGAGAUCGAGUGGUGCAUCUGGAAGCGCGCCUCAAAAAGUUUGCUGAUCGCUGUUCUUGUCGCCAAGCAAGUGACGACGAUUUGGUGAUGAUAGCUCCAAUAUUGGACGCCAUCCCGGAACAGCCUUCGCACGACAACAAUGGUGAGGAGGAGGAGGAUGAGGAGGAGGAAACGUCGUCGUUGACUCCCGAAGGCAUCCAGAAAACUACCAGUAACGGGGAGUUUUGUUCCACGGCAACACCAGAUGACGUGGUGGAUCAUCAUGCCUAGACAGCUAGAUAGCUAGCCGGGGGUAUGAUAGCUACUCUCGUGGAACGGUUGCUGUUCGCGUGGUUGUACCGGGAUGGAUCUGUGGUUACAGUGUGCCAGGUACUUCAGAGGCUCGUCAGACUGCACAGGACGUGGGAUUCAUUGGAGAAUCUAAGCAUGGCAGCUCGAGAGGGGGGAGCUACAAGUCAGCUAAAGCAAAAAGCGCAGAUCUGGCAUGGGAGAGGGCAUCGUGGAUUCGAUUAUUGAUUGCAACAAGAUUCAUUAUGUUGGCAGAGAUUCAAGUGCUAUGUAAUCCGGUGCGGGAACAUCAGAGCUUGGUGUGGCUACAAGUUGCACUAAAAACUAUCUAGAACAUUAUUGGGAGCAAAGCUAUCAGGAUGGCAAUCACCACGUUUUAUUGGCCGGUUAGGACCGAGUCAGCUGACAGAGGCGCCCAAACACCAAAUCUGGUGAACGUAUCGAGGACUUACUAGGGGUGCGCCCUAGUUUUGCUGACGCCAUUGAACAUGUUCUUGUUCAGCAAAGAUGACUUACUUAUCAUACUUGGCGAAUGAUUCAAUCACAACCGUGCAUUGCAACCACUCCAAUUCGGACGUUGCUGAUGACCCUUGCAGUCACGGCAGGAACUAUCUUUAUCGACAACCAUCCUGAACGACAACAUUGCCAAGCUCAGAGAAGCCGCUGACAACGCCAAAUCCGAAGUGGAGCAGUGCGAACGAGUGCUCAAGGAUUCCCAAGAAAGAUUGGAUGUGGCCAAGGAACUGCUGUUGGAAAUGGACCAGGAAGAUCCGGAACGGAUCCAGAUUACCCACACCAAACAUCCCGACCUGUUGCACAAAAGCGAUACGAGACCAACAAGACCUAGCUAGUGGUUGGUGGGAUUACUAUGCAUGUAAUAUGCAAUGCGGUGUAGAACACUUGUUGGCAUAAUCCAAUCCGCCCAUCAUUCCUGUUCCAAUUGAAUCUGCCAUCUUCUCCGCCACAAACUUAUUUCUUUCUUUAAUCCUCAUGCAAGUCAUGGCGUCACCCAAAGUCUUCCGUCAAGCACAAAAAACCAAUGGGACCGGACGUCGCAGUACACUGUACCGAGCACCUUCACGACAAGCAACUCGUCGCAUCCAUGACAACAAAAGAAUAACAUCCAUUCAUGCAGUACGAACCAAAGACUUCGUCAGUGCCUUAGACAGCGUCUUCGCCACUGCCACUGCUGCCAUCCACGCCAGUAUCCAGAGCGUCCUCCUCGUCUUCGUCUUCAUCAAUGAUUUCGAAAACUUCCAAGGGUUCUUCCGCGGGAGUACUAGCGGCUGGGGAGCAAGUGAUUUCACCAUCUUCAUAGUAGGCUGAGAGGUCACUAACAGUGUCAAUAUGACGCAAUUCGACGGCGUUUUGGUGUUGCUUCUUUUUCAUCAGUUCUCUUUUCAUCAACUUGUAUUCCUUCAUUAGAUCUACUGUCUUCCAGUCAGGCAUUUCUGUCUUCAACUUCUUUUUGGAGACCAUUCUGUUGCAAACACCGCCACAUCGAUGCUGAUAUUUCCCACGAAGAUUCGCGAUGUUUUUGGCUGGCGUAAUGGUUGGGUUUAGCUGCGCAUGGUUUUGCUCCAUAUAAUCAAUAAGGAGACGGCAUGAGUAGUCACAUUUAACAUACUCCAGUUGGACAUUUUCCCAAAAGGAGAGAUCCGGCUUCGGCAAAGCAACGAAAUCGGUACUGUCACUGCUACUGUCACUGUUACUGUCACUGCUAUCAUCACUGCUGCUUUCGUCAACGCCUUCGUCAAAGGCAAUGUCAAGGUCCACAUCGAAGACUUCAUAAACGUCCGUCGUAGCGUCGAUAGGAGUGUUGAAAGCUGGGGCGGGGGUCCAUGUCACUUCACAAGUCUCGUAGUGGGCUGAGAGGUCUGCCCCUGUGUAAAUCGGGUUGGCAUCAUCCUUCACCGCACUCGAUUUCAUAGCCCUGAAGGUCUUCCCUUCAACCAGAUCGUCUCUUCUUACGCUUCUUUCGAGGUACUUGAAACACAACUUCACACCUUGAUUCAGCAGUUUUUUAUUGCACUUUCUUACCAACUUGGAAUCAGUGGCGAAGAAUGGGUUAUUGGAACAAAUAUCGCCCGUAACAACAUGGCAUGCAUUGACACAUCUGAGAAGCUCCAACUGCACUUUUUCCGAAGUAGUCAGAUCCGCUUCAUUGAGAGCUCGGGACUUCGAGGCUCCACCCCUGAGAUACUCUCGGAGCUUUAUGGGGACUUCGAUGGCGCAAACCACGGGCAAGGCCAGGAGAAAGGAAAUCAACUUGAACUGCAUUUUGUCGAUCAGAUAAAGAAAGCUGUUAGUUCCUUCACGAGGAGUCCAGAAACUCUUUGUGAGCUCAAACUCAUCAGGUGUUUUCGUAGCUUCGGGGGGUUGCAAUGAUUGAAGAUCCAAAAAGGAUCCGCGAUCUGGAGG